CAGCGGCGCCCCGGCCCUCGACGAUUGGAAUUUCAAAUGUCUUUGAUACAGGAACCAGAAUUUUCAAAGCAGGAUAAAGCUGCCAGAGUCAUUCAGCAGGCCUGGAAAUGUUUCCUUGAUGUCUCUGUUUUCCAACAUUUUAAAAGUCUGAUUGAUUUAAGAAGACAAGGGGAACCACGUCAGAUAGUGAAAUAUAUUAACCCUAAGGAGGCAGAACUUCUAGACGCAGCUGCUGGCAUUCAUGUGCGAUUCCGAUUAGGUGGAGUUAAGUUUCCACCUGAUAUAUACUAUAAGAUUUUUACACACAGACAUGUUGAAGAUCUGUGUGCUAACAGCCCUAGAGAUUAUACAAAACUUCCAGCAAAACAUACAGCUCAUAAUAAAAGUGAUCGUCUUCAGGAAGAGGAUCACAGUGGCUGGUAUCGUCGUAUAGAAAACAAUGGCUGGAGGCUUGUUUCUAAUAGAUUUUGGAGAUCUACUGACAGUGAAAUGGUGGAAAACAAAAAGGAAAGUGAAUUUCAUUUCUCUAAACUGAAGAGAAGGCAAGAUUUGGAAAAGAAAAGAAAAAUUAGAAAAAUAGAAUGGAUGAGGCAAAUGUACUAUGCAGGAAACCUGGAGGCCAAGUCAACGUGUAGGGAAACUCUGGGUUUAAUUCACACAGCAACAAAGGGGCUGAUAAGAGCCAUCGAAGAUGGUGGGAUCGAUUCUGUGAUGGAAUGGGAGGUGGAUGAAGUGCUGAACUGGACAAACACACUGAACUUCGAUGAGUAUAUUGCCAGCUGGAAGGAAAUCGCUACAAGCAACUCUUCAGGCAACUUCAUGGGAUUCAGGUUUGAGCACGCACAGAAAGGGAUCUAUGACUAUGGAGCUAUAUCAUGCAUGCCAGUGAGAACACCAGAGGAUACUGUCUAUGAAAAUUUCAUUCAAAAUCCAAAUUUCACUAGAUUAACGCCUGAUUCCACUUAUGGAAUAUAACGUACCUU
Molecule: messenger RNA, 983 nt
Organism: Carlito syrichta (Philippine tarsier)
Lineage: Eukaryota; Metazoa; Chordata; Mammalia; Primates; Tarsiidae
Gene: CUNH11orf65
Product: chromosome unknown C11orf65 homolog
Exons: 10
Coding region: 37-975 (312 amino acids)
Source: RefSeq, a predicted model, not a curated record